AUGGGAGCCGCAAAGGGGACGAAGAAGUCGCUGGCAAAUGGAGCCGGCGACGAUGUCAAGCUGCGCCAGAGACCCACAGCAGCCAUGGCCAACGGCACGCCCUCAUCUGAAGCAGUCGAGACCUCCGACCUGCUUGCGACACGGCACGCCUCGAUCGCAGAGGCAGACAUCGAGACCAAAGAUGCAAAGCAAGGAGGCGAAGAGGAGGCUUCCGGCUUCAUGGACCUCUCGCCGCGCGACCAGCGUGCCAUGAUCCUCCUCGUCGUGCUUUACCUGCUUCAGGGUGUUCCCGUCGGUCUUGCAUUCGGCACCAUGCCGUUCCUCCUCAAGACCAAGCUCAGCUACGGCGACAUUGGCUUCUUCAUGCUCUGCACGUAUCCGUACUCGCUCAAGCUCUUCUGGAGUCCCAUCGUCGACUCGACGUUUGUCAACGAGCUUCAGCUUCCGUUGAUCGGCAAGCUCUCGCUCGGUCGCCGCAAGAGCUGGAUCGUGCCCAUCCAGACCAUCGUCGGCGUCAUGUUUUGGUACCUCUCGCGCAACGUCGACCAGCUGCUCCUCGCCGACCUGCCCAACGUCAAGCUCAUCACGCUCAUCUUCUUCGUGCUCAUCCUCUUUGCCGCCACGCAGGACAUUGCGGUCGACGGCUGGGCGCUCACGCUGCUCUCGCAGGAGAAUCUCUCGUACGCCAGCACGGCCCAGACUGUUGGUCUCAACUCGGGCUACUUCCUCAGCUUCACCGUCUUCCUUGCGUUCAACUCGGUCGAGUUCAGCAACAAGUACUUCCGAUCGGCGCCGCUCGACUAUCCGCUCUUGUCGCUGUCGGCCUACAUGCGUUUCUGGGCAGUCGGCUUCAUCGUGGUGACCUCAUGGCUGCUCUUCUUCCAGAAAGAAGACGAAGAGGCGGACAAUGCGCCCGACAUGGACGUCAAGAAGGUCUACUCGAUCAUGUGGCGCAUCUGCCAGCUCAAGCACGUCCAGACGUUCAUCCUCAUCCACUUUGUCGCCAAGAUCGGUUUCCAGGCAAACGAGGCAGUCACAGGACUCAAGCUCGUCGAAAAGGGAUUCGGCAAGGAGGACCUCGCGUUGGCGGUGCUCAUCGACUUUCCCUUCCAGCUCAUCUUUGGCUACCUCGCCGCGAGGUGGAGCAAGGGCGACAAGGCGUUGCAGCCUUGGGUGGUGGCAUUCUUCUUCCGCCUCGGAUUCGCCGUGUUGUCCAUGGCGAUCGUCCACGGCAUGCCAUCGGCACCCAUUGGUGCGGGCUACUUCUUCGUGGUCAUCGCUAGCACUGUGGCUGGCAGCUUUGCGUCCACGGUGCAGUUUGUCGGCAUCUCGGCCUUCCACACGCAGAUCGCAGACCCGCUCAUCGGCGGCACAUACAUGACGCUGCUCAAUACCGUGUCCAAUCUCGGCGGCACGUGGCCGCGAUACUUUGUACUCAAGGCGGUGGAUCUAUUCACCGUUUCGAGCUGCCAGCCGCCGUCGAGCGCGUUGCUUCUCAAGGACGCCGAGAUCGCCAAGCUGUGGGCGACGGCGUCCAAGGGCAUCGGUGGAAACGAAUGCACCUCGGACCUGGGCAAGGCGGCAUGCUCAGCGGCGGGAGGAGAGUGCUACAUCGAACGCGACGGAUACUAUUGGACCUCGACGCUGUGCGUCGUCGUCGGCACAGCGCUGCUGGUCACAUUCAUCAUUCCGGCGUGUCGCAAGUUGCAGGCGCUACCGCCCUCGGCCUGGCGCGUCAACUUGCAGUCGCAUCCCAAGUCGCAGUGA
Moesziomyces antarcticus is the source of this 1767-nucleotide messenger RNA. RefSeq names its product MFS general substrate transporter. NCBI's taxonomy places the organism in Eukaryota, Fungi, Basidiomycota, Ustilaginomycetes, Ustilaginales, Ustilaginaceae. The record is from RefSeq and is a predicted model, not a curated record. Bases 1 to 1767 code for a protein of 588 amino acids. Gene Ontology annotation, cellular component: membrane. Gene Ontology annotation, molecular function: acetyl-CoA transmembrane transporter activity. The transcript has a single exon.